AUGUUAAUGGAAUCACAAUGUAGUGGAAAUAAUGGAGGACAUCACCCACAACAUCAGAUGUAUCCGUUUAGAGAUCGAAAAAAAUCAUUUGGUACACCACCUUCAACAUCUUCUUCGUCAUCAUCAUCAUCAUCUCCCGUCGGACGUCUUCCUGUAUUUGCUCGAUUCAAUCAUCCAGGAACUAGCUCCGUCAUGUCAGAAUCCGACUCAUCGACUUGCUCAACACCGACACGAUCUGGAGCAACGACACCAACUCAACAAAACUACAGCCGAAUGACGACGACUGCUUAUUUUCAGCCAAAACCUUCAUCGUUUUCUCCAAAUUAUUACUACCGACAUCCGAAUCAUCAGUACAAUUUUCAAUCAGGUUUUUAA
This is a messenger RNA of Caenorhabditis elegans, 375 nucleotides long. RefSeq lists its product as uncharacterized. The coding region runs from base 1 to 375 and encodes 124 amino acids. The transcript has 3 exons. The record is from RefSeq and is marked reviewed. NCBI's taxonomy places the organism in Eukaryota, Metazoa, Nematoda, Chromadorea, Rhabditida, Rhabditidae.